UGUAGCUGCAAUAUUUAACUUAGCCAGCUGUUUUUUUAAUCAAUCUAGUGGUGAUUUGGAAAGUCUUUGAAUAUGAAAUUACUUUUCAUUAUUAUUUUUGUGGGUUUCUUUCAAAGCAAUACUGGGCAAGAACACACGUACUUGAUUACAGCACCCAAGGUACUUCGAGUUGGUGCAUCUGAGACUGUUGUGCUUCAAUCAUAUGGAUAUACCAAACCAUUAAACGUCAGAAUUAGUCUCAAAACCUGCCCCGACAGACAAAAGGUUUUAGCUGAAGAAGAGGUUUCAAUAAAUGAAGAAAAUGGAUUUCAAGCAUCUGUGAAGCUGACUAUCUCACCAAAAGAUUUACCUAGAAAAAAGGAUGAAAAACAGUGUGUGUACUUAAUAGCGUAUUCUUCAAUAUUUACUCAAGAGGAAGAGGUGCUGGUGUCUUAUAAGAAUGGAUUACUCUUUAUCCAGACUGACAAACCUGUUUACACGCCUGAUCAGUCAGUGAAAUUACGAAUUUAUUCUCUGAAUGAAGAACUCAAACCAGCCAGAAGACCUAUUGCCAUUACAUUUAAGGAUCCAGAGGAAGUUAAAAUUGACUAUGUAGAAUAUGAAGAUCUCACCGGAAUAAUCUCAAUACCUGACUUCAAGAUUCCAUCUAAUCCCAAGUAUGGUAUAUGGACAGUAGAAGCUUCUUAUAAAAAUGACUUCACAACUACUACUUCAACGCAUUUUGAGAUCAAAGAAUAUGUGUUACCAACCUUCCUGAUCUCUAUCAAGCCAGAAAAGCACUACAUUUCUUUUGAGGAAUUUGAAAGAUUUACAAUAACCAUAACAGCAAGAUAUUUUUAUAAAAAAAUAGUAUCAUCUGCAUCUGUCUUUGUGCGUUUUGGAAUUAUUGACAAACACGGUACAAAGCAACUAAUGCCACUUGCAGCACAGCAUGUUCUGAUGUUCAAUGGAGUAACAACUAUAACAUUCAACCCUAAAGCUGCAACUGAAUUAAUUAACCGAUAUGGUAUUGAAGAUCUUCAUGAAGAUUUUUUGUACAUUGGAGUGACAGUUCAAGAUUCAUCAGCUGGAAUAUCUGAAGAUGCUGAAUAUAGCGAAGUUAAAUUUACUGUCUCGCCGUAUUUAAUUAACCUGGUGGGAACUCCACUUUUUGUAAAACCUGGGCUUCCAUACAACGUCAUAGUCCAAGUAAAAGACAUUUUGGGAUAUCCAGCUGGAAAUGUUGCAGUUACAUUUUCUGCAAAGGCAGUUUUUGAAGAGGGUGAAAGACAAGACAUAUAUCUAUCAGAGUCAAAUGGCAGAAAGAUAACCAAAAGAGAUGAUGGAACUGCACUGUUUAUUAUCAAUCUUCCAGCUGGACUUCAAGAAUUAGAAUUUAAGACUACCCUCGAUACUGAAAACCCCUACUCCAAGGAAUUCAGAGCAAAGGCUUAUCAUUCAAGAUCCAAAAGCUACUUGUAUAUUACUUGGGUAGCCACUUUCCAAACAUUCCGGGUUGGACAACACCUUAGUGUGAACCUUGUUGCAAGUAGUCCAUACCUGAAUAAAAUAAGACAUUUCCACUACCAGGUGGUAUCAAAAGGAAAAAUAAUUUCAUUUGGGACAAAGUUACGUUCAGCUGGCACCCAGAUUUUCAAUCUGAAUAUUCCUAUCAUUGCAGAAAUGAUCCCUUCUGCACGCUUGAUUGCAUAUUAUAUUGUAACUGGAGAAAAUGCUGCUGAACUGGUUGUUGAUUCUAUAUGGUUUGAGGUAGAAGAGAAUUGUGUAAACAAUCAACAGAUUCAGUUAGACGCUGAUUCUGAUCUAUAUGAGCCUGGAAAUCCAAUGACUUUAAGAAUCAGUGCUGAUCCUAAUUCACUUGUUGCAUUAUCUUCCAUUGACACCGCUGUGUAUACAGUCAGAAGCGGAAGCAAAGUAUCAAUCAAAAAAGUGCUACUUGAUGCUGAGCAGCAUGAUCUUGGAUGUGGCGCUGGAGGGGGAGCGAACAAUGCAGAUGUGUUCAGGAAAGCAGGAUUGAUGUUUUUAACCAAUGCCAAUGCUAAAACUUUGCCAGUUACAGAAGCAAAAUGUGAUGCUAUAUUGCGAACAAAGCGAAAUCUGAUACUGGGGAGUGAAAUACAAAAGAAAAUUGCCAGCUUUACUAAUGCCAUUGAACAGAAGUGCUGCAUAGAUGGAAUGAGGGACUACCCUCUAAAGCAGUCUUGCACUGUAAGAGCAAGUAGAAUCAAGUUACCUGAACCAUGCAGACAUAUAUUCUUAGAAUGCUGCAAUUAUGCAGAGGAGCUGAAGUCAAAGUCUUUAGAUACUUUGACAUUAGGAAGAAUGGAACUGAACAAUGCAUUUGAAUUGGAGGCACCAAAGAUCCGUAGUUAUUUUCCAGAAAGUUGGCUAUGGGAGGUCCAUGAAAUUUCAGAAAGUUCAGGUAUUAAGGAGCUGAUCAAAAAUUUGCCUGAUUCACUGACUACUUGGGAAGUGCAAGGAGUUGGAAUGUCUGAGGCUGGUGUAUGUGUUGCUGAACCAAUAAAGAUGACAGUUUAUCAAGAUGUGAUUCUAAAAGCAAAAAUACCUUAUUCUGUUGUGCGAGGGGAACAAGUUCAACUACGAGCCUCUGUGUAUAAUUAUAAGUCGGAGAGCAUAUUGGUUUGUGUACAAAUGAGUACAGAAGAGGGAACGUGUUUAUUCAAAGGCUCUCGUACAAGUGCUGAAGGAAAACAGAAAACUGCUUGCCAAAGGAAAGCCUUGGAAGGUUUCUCAGCACUCCCAUUCACAUUCACUAUAUUGCCCCUGAAAAUAGGUGUUCACAGCAUAAAUUUCACACUGAAUACUGAAUAUACUAUAAAUGAAGUUACAGUGCUUAAGUUGCGUGUGGUGCCUGAAGGAAUUAAGAAAGAGAAGAACUAUGCCUACAUAUUGGAUCCAGCCAAUGUCUUGGGCACUUUAGUGAGAAGGGUUGAAAUUCCAUUAAGAACACCAUUAAAUAUUCUCCCAAAUAUAGUACCACAAAAUGUGCUAACAGUGCAAGGUGACAUCAUUGGUGAAGCAAUGUCUAUAGCUUUAGAUCCUCAGGGUGUUCACAAACUAAUCGAUCUACCCUAUGGCUCGGCUGAAUCAGAGGUAUUUAAUGUUGCCCCAGUCUACUUCAUUUAUAACUACCUGGAGAAGACCAAUAAUUGGAAUGUGAUGGGAUCAAACUACAGGUUGACACAGCUGAAAAUGAAGAAAAAAAUGAGAGAGGGUAUUACAAAUAUCAUGUCUUUCUACAUCAAAAAUGUUCACUCAUAUAGCUUGUGGAAGGGUCGAGAGUCCAGCACAUGGUUAACAGCUUUUGUAUUAAGGGUGAUUGCACAAGUCAGUGAAUACCUCUCACUGGAUAAACAAUUAAUAUGUAAAACAGUAUUUUGGCUCAUCCGUAACUGCCAAAACUCUGAUGGAUCCUUCAGAGAUAGUUACAGUUAUAUUCCAAUACAAUUACAGGGUUCACUGAAGGAAAAAUCUUUGGAUAAAACAAUGUUUCUGACUGCAUUUACCAAUAUUGCCAUUCAGAAAGCAUUUCCCUUCUGUAGUACUGAAGGAGUUAAUAAAGCCAUAUAUAAAGCCAAUGAAUACUUAUCAAACAAUCUGGAUAAUGUGAAGAGUACACUUGUAUUGGCUAUAACUGCAUAUGCACUGGCAUUGAAAGACCAUCGAUCACGCUCUUCUUAUCGAGCCUUGGAAAAACUGAAGUUUGAAGCUUUUGUAAUAGGUCAGCCCCCUGUACGUCGUUACUGGAAAGACACUCCAAAACUUGGGACUUCUACCAGUGAAGUAACAGCACAAGUGGUGCAAACAACAUCAUAUGCUCUUCUGGCUGUGUUGCUUUCCACUGAUAAGAGAUAUGGAAACCCCAUUGUUAAAUGGCUUACUGAACAACAGCGUUACGGUGGUGGAUUUCUUUCAACACAAGACACUGUAACAGCCCUUGAAGCUCUCACAGAGUAUGUUAUUAAUAUGAAACAUUCUAAGCUGGAUAUGUCACUAUCAGUUAACUACAAAAAGCUUGGCAAUAUACUUAAUUUGGAACUGAAUGAACAAAAGGCAUUUUCAAGACCAAUAGAGAUUGAAAAAAAUGAUGAUGUAGUUGUUGUAACCAGGGGCAGGACUGGCACAGCUCUUGUUAAUAUGAGAAGGGUAUAUUAUGUCAGGGGCACAUCCAGUGAAACUUGUCACUUCUCUCUAAAAAUGGAAGCCAAAAGAAUUAUUUCAAGUAAAAGACCUGCAGGAGUGGAGAAAGCUUAUCGCCUGGAAGCUUGUGUGAAAUAUGAACCAAGAUCUGAAGAUGAUGCUUUGGAAUCAGACCAUUCUGUAAUGGAGAUAACCCUGAACACAGGCCUCUUGCCAGAUGACGAUGAUUUAAAAACAUUAUUAAAUGGAGUUGACAGUCUUAUUGUGGACUACAGAAUAUCAGAUAGAAGUGUCAUUCUUCAAGUGGAAGCAAUUCCAUCAGAAUACGACUUCUGUGUUGCAUUCCGUGCCUUUCAAAUUAUUGAAGUUGGAAUGGUAACCCCAUCUCCUUUCACAGUUUACAGCUAUCAUUCACCAGACAAAAGGUGCACUAUCUUUUAUAACACAGUAGAAGAUAAUAAGCUUUUAAAACUGUGCAGAGGGGACGAGUGCAAAUGUAUGAAAGCGGAGUGCAGUGAAAUGCAGCCACCAAUAAAUACAACCCUUACUGGACGUGAAAGAUAUGAAGCUGUGUGCAGUAAAAACCCAGUUUAUGCCUACAGGUUGCAAAUUUUGUCUUCCGAGGAGCAGAUCAAUUUCAUCAAGUACAACGCCACUAUUCAGGAAAUAUAUAUGACAGCUGAAAGAAUUCAACAAAACUCAUUAAUAACUCUAAUCAAAAAAGACACUUGCCUUGGUGUUACCUUAACGCAAGGACAAACGUAUUUGAUUGUGGGGAAAACUAGCCUAAAAUUUAGUUCAUCAAGAAGAUUUAUAUACGAAUUUCCCUUGGAUUCAUCCAGUUGGAUUGAAGAGUGGCCUUCUGCAAAUGAAUGCUCAGAGAAUAAAUGUGAAGAAUUCCUCCAGCAAAUGGCAGAUUUUUCACUUGAACUCUUAAUUAAUGGAUGUUCAUAGAAGAUGAACUGGACCACAUUUGAAUCUUAAAAUUCUUCUUUUUGUUACUUUGGUAAUAGUAGUUUACUGAUUUUCUUUUGAAUAAGGUAGAAGUUUAUAAUAAUAAUGUUUCACAUCUUUUGGAUACAGUAAAAUAAAAUAUUUGCUAAACUUCAUGGAGCUAUCUUUCAAGCUACAGUUUGAUCAAAAUAGAUUUUCCCAAAAAUAAACAUCUUUAUUCAUAUUCAUAAUGUAAGCAUGAAUAUCUUUAUCAACCUCUUCUUGUGACUGACCUUGAAAAUUAUCUUAGAAGUUAAAAUGUGAAUGUUUAUGGUGUCUGUUUGAGUGUUAAAUGACUAAAAUUUGUAUGUUUAUUACAUUGAAAUGUAUUUAAUCCCUCAUUCACUAUUACUUCCAAUUAAAUAU
This is a messenger RNA of Mobula hypostoma (lesser devil ray), 5520 nucleotides long. It is a transcript of the gene c5, whose product is annotated as complement component 5. The transcript is spliced from 41 exons. Bases 73 to 5115 code for a protein of 1680 amino acids. Gene Ontology annotation, cellular component: extracellular region. Lineage: Eukaryota; Metazoa; Chordata; Chondrichthyes; Myliobatiformes; Myliobatidae. Gene Ontology annotation, molecular function: protein binding; endopeptidase inhibitor activity. The record is from RefSeq and is a predicted model, not a curated record.